UGCUCUAUACCUCCAAUCAACCAACACUUGUGAUAGCAGAAUGGUAUGACUUCCACGUGUCACUCCUCUAAGGACCCCUAGGGUGCUAUAAAUACUUCAAGGCUUCAAGCAAACAAAAUAGACUACCACUGAGAUCAAGAGAAAAGCUUGUUUUUAUUUGUAUCAUUCAGGUUUUAAAUUACCUUUAGAAGCAAAGAUGUCGAACAUCCAAAAAAAUUUGAAGGCAGGGGAAUCCCAGGUCCAGGAUACAGCCAAUGCAGCCAAAAACAAGACCGCUGAUACAGCUCAAUCUGCUAAAGACAAGACAGCUGAUGCAGCCAAUGCAGCCAAAAACAAGACCGCUGAUACUGCUCAAUCUGCUAAAGACAAGACAGCUGAUGCAACUCAAUCAACUAAGGAGUGUGUCCAGCAAGGGACGGACCAAAGUGCCGGUUUCCUCCAGCAGACAGGGGAAAAGGUGAUGAACAUGGCUCAGGGCGCUGUGGGCAGUGUGAAGAGUACACUUGGAAUGGGUGACAAGAAAUGAUGGAAAAACAGCUCUUUAUCUACACUAUGAUGUCGUGCUGUAUUAAUGGAUUUUAGGUUUUUCUAGGUUGUUGCAAAAUUAUGUGUUGGGGUGAAAUUUGAGAUUUCUGUUAAGAAAUUAAACUCCACUGUUGUAAUAAGGCCUAGCUCUUUUGUUUUCAGUCUUUUACCUUCUUCAUUGUAGUAGCCAGAUAAAAUAUGGCUUAACAAUAAUGCAAUUGUAAUGUAUAAGAGUUCUGAUUUGUUUCA
This is a messenger RNA of Corylus avellana, 774 nucleotides long. RefSeq lists its product as uncharacterized. NCBI's taxonomy places the organism in Eukaryota, Viridiplantae, Streptophyta, Magnoliopsida, Fagales, Betulaceae. The record is from RefSeq and is a predicted model, not a curated record.